Fraxinus pennsylvanica is the source of this 2049-nucleotide messenger RNA. NCBI's taxonomy places the organism in Eukaryota, Viridiplantae, Streptophyta, Magnoliopsida, Lamiales, Oleaceae. The record is from the annotation of a GenBank genome assembly.
AUGGCCAGCUUGUCUUCACAGCCCGAGGAUACUAACGCCGGAAAAAAGGAUCCUGGACCGCUCAUGCGGCUAAUCCUUCAGGCAGCAAAGGACAAAAGUGCUCCGAGUUCGGCGUCAAUGGAAAGUAAAGAACCUGAGAGUUCCCAGAGUUCGAAGGCAGUGGAAACAAAAGAAUCGAAGAAGGAUCUGAACUGGUACUUGCCACUGUACAAAGCUGCUUUACAAGGUGAUUGGGAGAGUGCCAGAAAAUUCUUCGACCAAGACCCUGAUGCAGUUACUGCUAAAAUUACUAAAGUUUCGGAGACAGCACUACACGUUGCAGUUGGGACGGGAAGGGCCAUACAUUUUGUCAAGGAAUUGUUAGAGUUGAUCCCAACUGAGGCCUUGGCGACUCUGCGGGAUCAAGUUGGUCAGACUGCCCUCCACUAUGCAGCCAUAUCUGGCAAUGUUAAGGCAGCACAGAUACUAGUGUCCAAGAACCAAGACUUGCCAAAUGUACAUAGUGACACAUUAGUUUUCCCCAUCCAUUCGGCCGCUCUUUAUGCCAACAAAGAUAUGAUUUCAUAUUUAUUAACUGUCACAAAGGAUGACAAGGAUCCCAGUCCCUUCGCAGAUAAAUCUGGUGUAGAUCUUCUGAAUCUUGUUACUCUUGCCGAAUUCUAUGAUUUGGCUUUGUAUCUGGUGCAGCUGUAUCCUUGUUUAGCCACAUUAAAAUCAGCUGCUGGCAAAACCGCAUUGAACAUGAUUGCUGGAAAGCCUUCACCAUUCCUAAGGAGAAGUUCCCUUAAUGUUUGGCAGAGAUUUCUCUAUUCAUGUCUGCCUUCGAAGUUUGGGAAUAUAUAUAGCCAAGACAAUGAAAGAGUCACGGAGAAUCCAGCUGGUGGCCCUCAAAUAUGUUCAAAACUUUGCUGCCCGAUUCCCUUUUUCACAAAGCUCAAAUUUUCUGGGUGCCAGAAGUGUAGAUUAGUAAUUUGGAAGGUUAUCGAAUGCUUAGUGCCUCAAGCGAGAUGUAUUCGGAAUGCUAGUUUGAUGCAUCAACAAGCACUUCAAUUAGUGAAAUACUUGUGCAAAGAGAUUGCAAAGUUGGAUUAUUCAACAGCUGUUUCAAUGUUUGACACGCCAAUCCUCUUGGGGGCGAGUAUGGGAAACAGUGAGAUUGUUGAGGAGAUUUUGGACUCAUUUCCACCUGCAAUUUGGUCAAGGAAUCGAAUGGGACACAACAUAUUUCUACUGGCAGUAACAAAUCGACGAGAGAAUGUUUUCAACCUUUUAUAUCAAAUGAGCGAGCACAAGCAGUUGGCAUUGCAGCUUCAGGAUGUUAAAGGGAAUAAUAUUUUGCACUUGGCUGGAAAACUGGCAACUCAAGAUCAACUUAAUCGUGUCUCUGGUGCUGCUCUGCAGAUGCAGCGUGAAUUACAGUGGUACAAGGAAGUGGAAAAAUAUGUGUUGCCAGAGUCCAGAGACAGCAGAAACUCCGAUAGAAGAACUCCGGCUCUUGAGUUUUCCACGGAACACAGAGACUUGAUUAAGGAUGGGGAGAAGUGGAUGAAGGACACAGCAAAUUCUUGUACUGUUGCUGCAGCUCUCAUUGCAACGAUAGCUUUUGCAGCUUCCAUUACUGUACCGGGUGGAAACAAUGGUGAUAAUGGCUUCCCUAUUUUCUCUGCAAAUACGGCAUUUAUUGUAUUUGCUGUUUCAGAUGCGCUCUCUCUCUUCUCCUCGACUGCUUCCUUGUUGAUGUUCUUGUCCAUUCUGACUGCACGGUAUGCAGAAGUUGAUUUUCUAUACUCCCUCCCGAAGAGAUUGAUAAUCGGUUUGGUUACCUUGUUCCUCUCCAUAACAUCCAUGAUGAUAGCCUUCAGUGCCACACUAUAUCUAGUUUUCGGUAAGAAAAAGGCUUGGACUCUUAUUCCAGUAGCUGCAUUGGCCUGUCUACCGGUGACCUUGUUUGUGACAUUGCAAUUUCCACUCCUCAUGGAUAUGAUUCGUUCCACCUACUACCCCGGAAUUUUUGGGAAACAACAAACUUCCAAACGUCUUCUUUUCUAG